Molecule: messenger RNA, 250 nt
Organism: Trypanosoma cruzi
Lineage: Eukaryota; Euglenozoa; Kinetoplastea; Trypanosomatida; Trypanosomatidae
Product: mucin TcMUCII, putative
Exons: 1
Source: RefSeq, a predicted model, not a curated record
ACAGGCACCAACAACGAUAACAACCACUACAACAGAGGCACCAAGUGAUACGGCCAUGAAUACAGAGGCGCCAACAACGACCACGACCACGACUACCACCACUACUACGACUACAGAGGCGCCAACCACGACGACCACCCGCGCACCGUCACGUCUUCGCGAAAUCGACGGCAGCCUCAGCAGCUCUGCGUGGGUGUGUGCCCCGCUGCUGCUCGGUGUAUCCGCGCUGGCGUACACCACUGUGGGCUGA